AUGGCGGGAUCCAGCGAUUUGGAGGCCAACAGAAUGGCGCAUGGAUCUGUGGCUGCCGACAGCCAAGUUGCAGAGAAGCCUGGAAACCAGGGAACAGCUCCAAGAGUACAUGCUUCUGCGUACAUCCUAACAUGGAUCUUCUUUUCCAAUGCCACCAUCAUCUUCAAUAAGUGGCUCAUUGACACUGCUGGUUUCCGAUAUCCCAUCAUUCUCACAACAUGGCAUCUCGUCUUUGCCACAGUAGCAACUCAACUUCUAGCUCGAACAACGACUCUUCUCGAAUCACGCCAUGCUCUCCCACUUUCUCGACGACUUUAUGUACGGACUAUCCUCCCUAUCGGUAUCCUCUACUCUGCCUCGCUCGUCUUCUCCAACAUCGUCUAUCUCUACCUAUCCGUUUCGUUCAUUCAGAUGCUGAAAUCUACCGGUCCUGUCUUUACACUUAUUGCUUCCUGGGUAUGGGGCGUUGCCCAGCCUGAUACCAAGACGUUUGGUAAUAUCAUGCUCAUUGUGGCCGGUGUUGCCCUGGCUAGUUUUGGAGAGAUCGAAUUCUCGUGGUGGGGUUUCAUCUCCCAGAUGUGUGGUACCAUCGCCGAAGCCGUACGAGUUGUCAUGAUUCAAGUUAUGCUCAGCGCAGAAGGUCUCCGUAUGGAUCCUCUUGUUGGCCUUUACUAUUACGCACCCGUCUGUGCUCUCAUGAAUCUCGUCGUUGUCUUUUUCACUGAGGGUCCUCGUUUCCAAUGGGAGGAUGCAGCACACGCCGGCUAUGGGAUGCUGUUCGCCAAUGCUUGUCUUGCAUUUGUCUUGAAUAUCAUCACCGUCUUCCUUAUUGGUAAAACGUCAGGACUUGUCAUGACUCUUAGUGGAAUCCUUAAGAGCAUUCUUCUCGUGGCUGUCUCCGUUGUUAUCUGGAACACCCACAUCUCCCUCCUUCAAACACUUGGAUACUCAGUUGCUCUCAUGGGUCUUGUUCUGUAUUCAGUAGGAUACGAACAACUCCUCAAUACAUGGGAGGAGGCUGUUGCAUGGGGCACAGGUACCCUGAACCGUGAGGGCGAAAUGUCCCCCACUCUACGCAAGAUCAUCAUGAUUGGAUGCCUAGGCUUCAUCACCAUAAUCAUUGCUGGUGCGUUAUGGCACUACCACGGGCUAGAUAGUGCAAAAGUGGCUCGGGCGACCACGUCGUGGUUUGGCCAAUGA
This is a messenger RNA of Fusarium sp. VM40, 1200 nucleotides long. The record is from the annotation of a GenBank genome assembly. NCBI's taxonomy places the organism in Eukaryota, Fungi, Ascomycota, Sordariomycetes, Hypocreales, Nectriaceae.